Molecule: messenger RNA, 4612 nt
Organism: Pseudopipra pipra
Lineage: Eukaryota; Metazoa; Chordata; Aves; Passeriformes; Pipridae
Gene: IRAK2
Product: interleukin 1 receptor associated kinase 2
Exons: 13
Coding region: 412-2568 (718 amino acids)
Biological process (GO): signal transduction; protein phosphorylation
Cellular component (GO): plasma membrane
Molecular function (GO): protein binding; protein kinase activity; ATP binding
Source: RefSeq, a predicted model, not a curated record
AGUGUCCCGGGCUCGGUUCCCGGGCGGGCGCUGCGCGGGCCCCGCUCCCACACGGCCUGUGCCGGCUGCGCAACACUCGGGAAACCGGCUCUGGCCUCCGUCACGUGAAGCCCGCGCUUUGGCAACCAGGCUGGAGCAAUACCCGCUCACGGAAAGGAAAAUGUGAUCUGCACCUGGGCCUGACGUCAGGCGGAGCAGGAAGCAGCGCUGCGGUCGGAGCCUGCCGGGGAUCGCUCGUUGUGUGGCUGGCCCUUCCCCCGCAGCCGGGCUGGGGCAGGCCGGGAGGACAGGUCUCGGAGAAGAGGAAGCUUUGGGAGAAAAUCCGCCUCGGCAGCUGGCGGAGGAGGCCGAGAGCGGCGAUCCCGGGCGCGCACCAUGCGCGGCUGAGGGGGCCGAGCGGAGCGCGGAGCCAUGGCCCUGCAGCCGCCGGCCCUCGCCCCCAGGGCGGGCUCGGCCCCGGCGCUGUACAUCCACAGCAUGCCCGCCUGGGUGCUGGAGGACUUCUGCCAGAAGAUGGACUGCCUGAGCGACUACGACUGGAUGCGGUUCGCCUCUUACGUGAUCACUGAUCAAACAGAGCUACGGAAAAUCAAGUCCAUGGAGAAGACAGGGAUCAGCAUCACAAGGGAGCUGAUGUGGUGGUGGGGAGUGAGGCUGGCAACAGUGCAGCAGCUCCUGGACCUGCUGCAAGGGCUGCAGCUCUACCGAGCAGCUCAGGUCAUCCUGGACUGGACAUCUGCCUCUAACGUUACCAGCCCUGAGAAAAAGGAGCCAGUAGAGCCCCCCAAACAGGAGAUCACAUCUGUACCUCCCACAGAAGGCCAAAGGAGAGAGAAAGAAAACGAGAUGAGCGUGUUGCCAUCACCAGACUCAGCAGGCAUUUCAGGUGCUGUUUCUGAAGGAGCCUUGUAUUCCCUCCCUGCUCCACCACCUCCCCCGAGAGACCUUUUGAAUUCCCUACAGUCCAGUCCUCCUGUCUCAUCAAGUGUGAAGCCUUGCAGCUCUUCUACUCCUCAGCAGGAGACAAUGGCUGAUCUCCCCAGCGGGAGUCUCCUGUGGGCCCAGAGGGAAGUUACUAAUGCCACGAAUGGUUUCAGUGACAAGAACAGAAUCUGUGAAGGUACUUUUGCAGAUGUCUACAAAGGUCAGAGGAACAACGUAGUGUAUGUCAUCAAAAGACUGAAAGAGCUGGAAUGCACAAGCCCAAAUUCUACCCAGAGGUUCUUUCACACGGAAGUGCAGAUUUGCUUUCGGUGCUGUCACAUCAACAUUCUGCAGCUGCUGGGCUUCUCGGUGGAAACUGGCCUGCACUGUCUGAUAUACCCAUACCUGCCCAAUGGCUCCCUGCAAAACAAGCUCCAGUGCCAGGAUGAUUAUGCUCCACUGACCUGGGAGAUGCGAAUUAGCAUUUCUGUGGGAGUCAUCCGAGCUGUGGAGUAUUUACAUAAUUUUGGAAUUCUUCAUGGGAAUAUCAAAAGCUCAAAUGUCUUGUUGGAUGAAAACUUUACGCCAAAGCUUGGACAUUCUGGCCUGCGAUUGCAUUCUGCCGAUAAAAAAUCAGAAUAUGCCGUGAUGAAAACCAAAGUCCUACAAGCUUCUCUUACUUACCUGCCAGAAGAUUUUAUCAGACAUGGGAAGUUAACAGAAAAAGUGGAUAUAUUCAGCUGUGGUGUGGUCUUAGCAGAGGUACUGUCGGGGCUUAAGGCACUGGAUGAAGGCAGACACCCAAUUUAUCUGAAAGAUAUGAUUGCUGAUGAAAUUCAAACAGCGAAAGAAAGCUCACACUCCAAAGUAAAAACUUUGGAAAAGCUGGCUGCCAAUGAAAUCUGCUGCAAAUACCUAGACAGGAAAGCAGGACACUUGCCAGAAGAGGUUGCAGUUGAUUUUGCCUCAGCCAUCUGCCUCUGCCUGAGAAAGAAGAGUUCUAACAUAGCAGAGGUGCUUGAAAUUCUGGAAAUGGCUGAAAAUAAAUUAAGAGAGCAUUACAUCUGUGGAAGCAGCACGUCCGGCUUCUCCAUGAACACUCCAGAAGAAACCGAUGAUGAGACUGCCAGUCUGAGCAUGGAUGUGCCUUCUGCAGUGGGGAAUAAAGAGGAGAGUGCCCAGGCAGCCAUCCUGUCCAGUGCCAGCCCCUGUGCCCCUUCCAUGGGAGCCACGGCACCCGACACCUUCUGCGGACACACGUCACGGGUCCCUUGUGAGUCAGAUGAGUCCAGUAGUUUCAUAUGGAAUCCUCCAGAAAAAUCCACAGAGGAGCUAUCUAGCCACAGCUGUACCACUUCAGAAAAGGUGGCAGGUUCUGGUCACGGGGUCAAGCAGGAGAAAUCUGCCCAGGGACUGCAGGAGAGGAACGCGGCGUGUGCCAGGGGCGGCGUUGUCCCAGAGACAGCAGCUGCUGCCCAGGGCACCUGUGCACGGGACAGCCUGGACUCCUCCUGUGCUUCACAAGCCUUAGCCAGAGAGACAUCUUGGAAAAUACAGAUAAAUGAUCAAAAAAAGAAGCUCAUGGAAAACAUUUUGCUGUAUGAAGAAGACAAGUUAAACAGUUCUGAACUUUUUGAAUCAUAACUUGGAUGGAUUUAUUAGCAGUGGCCAGCUUAGAAGAAGAAAUAAGGACUGUCUCUUCAUUAGAAAGAUGGUAAAAAUGUGCUUUUCAUGUAAGGUUAAGUAGCAGAUUUGGAUCAGAAACAAAAGUGAUCACACAGAAGCAGCAGAAAAUACUUGUUCUAAAGCACAGUGCCACUCUGUACACAGAAAUUCCUUCUGCCUUUUCAUCUGCAAGGUGAAAAGGAAUGACAAACACAAACAAGUGUCAAGAUAGUUUACAGUCCUUUUGCAGUGUUUCAGAAAACAUCUCCAGCUAACGUUUGUCUCAGUAAGCCACAGUCCCAGGAGUUACAGAGCAAGCACUGCCCAGUAGCCAGGCAGCAAUGCCCUGUGCUGUUAUCCCACUGCAUACCACAAACAGGAAUCCUCAGGGCCGUGGGGAAGUUUUCCAGUGAAUCUGUCCUAUUCCAUCUGAUCUUAGUGCACAUACUCCAAACACUGCAUUACCAGAGAGGGGGGUUCUUCUGCAAGUUCUCAGACGUGUUGUACACAGCUCCAUCCCAGCUGGAACUGCACUGGGCACAGAGGAGAGGAGAUGACUUCAGGCACGUUCCUCUGCCCCCGUGUCUCCUACCCCGGGGUGACACAGGUGACACCACAUAAGCCCAGCCUUCCAGGUCACUGUCAGCACCUCUGACAUGGUGUUUAGUUCUUCAGGGGAAUGCUUUGGGGAAUUAUUUUUUUCUAAGUGUCCUUUAUAUGUCGUUAAGGUUUCUCGUUGUGUUUCACAUUAUACUGUUGUAUAUUAAAAUAUCUUUAAUUUUGUUAUAGGACACUUGAAAUAUAAUUUGUUGUAUUUAUUUUGGCAAUGGGUCAAAGAUAAGCUAGUAAGGGGACCUGUUGAUGGUUCCACACACACCAGGUGUUCUCAGGAGUCCUGGUGGGUGUCCCUUGGCUCACCCAGCAGCAGCACCUCAGACUCAGCCUCGGGGAUCACAUGCAAGAGAAAAAAUAGAAGCUUGUAUGCUGGUGUAUUUAUGAUCAAGUGAAAGCCUCCUUAAGAAAGUGUCACUUUUGUUUUUAUGACAUUUAUUAUUUGUGUUAUUGCUAACAUUCCACUUGUGCAGUCUAGGGAAAUACUGAUUUAUUAUAAACCAAAAGAACUAUCAGAGCAUGUAGCUCAGCUUACAGACAGGAGACUGCUGCCUCCUGAGCACAGGGAAUAGGGCAUGAUGUGCAGAAAUGGCUACAAUUCACAGUGCAAUUCAGGGAAUAUUAAAAAAAAAUAUUAAUUAUAUGUAAUUAUUCUCAUUGGAAUUCUAUAAUAGUAUAUUUUCCUGGCUUUACAUGAGGGCCUCAUACCUUCUAUUUUUGUAGAGUACUUAGUUCAUUUUAGGUAUUAGUAUGAGCAAGUAAAAGUAUUUUAACUAAAGAGUACUAUAAUCAUACUUAUCAAAUUAAUUUCUACACUAAAAACUGUUAAAAUCCCUUAAUUAUAAGUGCCUUGAAUACUGUCUAUAUGUUUGCCAGUGUCAGAUUUUUUUAAUUUUACCAGAAUCAAAUCAAGACAACAUUAGCACUGAUAUAAGAAACAUUGAGUAGAUUCAGAUUGGUCAAUAACCACUUAAUUCUGUAGAUUUGAGAUACUUUAUGCUGCUGAAAAUGUAAUCUUUGUUGUUUUUCAUGGGUAUAUUUUGGGACAUCCAUGGUAAAAGCCUCGGGUCUCCCUCAGGAAGGACACGUGGACACACCACAGAGCUGAAUGGGAAACCCGGAGUUUUAAACUGAGAAAUGUCAUUUGUUCUGUUUCACAAAAGUGCUUUACAGGUUUUGUUCUCUUGUAGUCAUCUAAUUUAAUUGUUAUUCUUUGCCUUGUUCCAUGCUAAUUUCUAAAUAUUCUGAGGUGAUAUAUGUGGUCCUGUAGAGUUACACAUGUAUUUAAUGUAACAUAUGUAAGACAGUGCAUGGUCUUACAUUGAUACAGUUACAUAACUUGGCUAUUCAGAGGCAAGUUUAUACAUUACUAUUUGCUAGUAGGAUUGUGAGUAAAAUACUGAAAAAAAUA